This is a messenger RNA of Octodon degus (degu), 2339 nucleotides long. It is a transcript of the gene Nkd2, whose product is annotated as naked cuticle homolog 2. Bases 74 to 1513 code for a protein of 479 amino acids. Lineage: Eukaryota; Metazoa; Chordata; Mammalia; Rodentia; Octodontidae. The record is from RefSeq and is a predicted model, not a curated record. Gene Ontology annotation, biological process: negative regulation of Wnt signaling pathway. Gene Ontology annotation, cellular component: cytoplasm. The transcript is spliced from 9 exons.
GCCCCGCCGGCCCUGUGCGCCCCGCCGCGGACCCCGACCCCAGCCCCGAUCCCUACCCAUCGCCGGCCAGCGGAUGGGGACCCAGCAGUCCAAGCGCGGCGCUCCCCGGGCCGGUCCCCCCUCUGCCCCCACGCGUCCCCGGGCCCCCGCGCGCACCGCGAGCCGUCGGAGAGAGAGCCCCGAAGGCGACAGCUUCGCGGUGCCCGCGUUCUCCGUCGGCCGCAGGGGCGCGGAGGAGGCGGAGCGGAGGAGCGGCGCAGAGCACCGUGCACGGGAUAAGCAGGAGCUGCCUGGCGAGGAUCCUAAGGAGGGGCCUUUCCGGGAAGACCAGGGCCCCCUAGAAGUGGCUCUGCCGCCUAAGAAAGCUGAAGUUCAUGAGGGCCCAGGACAGCUCCUCAAUGUGGAUGAUGGCGAGAAGGCAGCAGCCCGCGAGGGCCCCAGAGGAGGGCCCAGGAGGCGCCUGAACAUUGAUGCCCUUCAGUGCGAUGUCUCUGUGGAGGAGGACAACCCCCGCCAGGAGUGGACGUUCACGCUCUAUGACUUCGACAACAGUGGGAUGGUCGCUAGGGAGGACAUGUCCAGCCUGAUGCACACCAUCUAUGAGGUUGUCGAUGCCUCGAUGAACCACUCUUCAGGCAGCAGCAAGACCCUCCGUGUAAAGCUGACUGUCAGCCCUGAGCCUGCAGGCACGAGGAAGGAGUGUCCUGCCAACCAGGACCAGGAGCCCACUCGCAGCAGGACGGAGAAUGAGCCUGCCGAGGAUCCCCGGGGGGCUGACAAGAGGCUGUCUGCCCACAUCAGGAGGCCCAGUGGCGAUCCCCGCCCCUGCCCCGUCCGGGGUCCCUACUGCGUGGAUGAGAACACUGAGCGCAGGAACCACUACCUGGAUCUCGCCGGAAUUGAAAACUAUACCUCCAAGUUUGGUCCUGGGUCACCACCUGAGCAGGCCCAGCAGGAGUACCCCAGCAGGGCUGUGCACCCCCAGAGCCGCUCCCGCUCCCAGGAGCCUGACUCCCACGCUGUGCACCACCGCCGCUCUCAGGUGCUGGCUGACCACGCCACACUGGCCACCGAGCCCACUGCCCGUGGUCUGGAUGUGCAGCCCCGGCUGAAGGGGCCAGAGAAGCCACUCCUCAGGUCCCCUAAGGGUCCUGGGAAGCCACCUGGGGCGCCAGGCAUCGGAAAGGCUGGCAGAUCCCCCAGCUACUACCUGCCAGCCGCCACAUCCCCACAGACCACCCUGGAUGGUGGCCACCACCUGGCCCAACCUCCAGCACCAUCCCUGCCACUGCCCCAUGGUCACAGGCGGCCUCGGCAGAAGGGCAGGGAGGCCCACUCACCACUCAAAGGUGUACACAGCCAGCCUGCCACAGUGGAGCAUGAGGCGGUGCGGGAUCUGCCACCCACGCUGGGCACUGAGAGCUACUCAGUGCCCAUGGUCCAGCGGCAUGAACACCACCACCACCAUGAACACCACCACCACCACCAUCACCACCACUUCCACCCAUCCUAGUACCCGCCACCCCUGGCAGGGACACCACACGCUCAGCCCAGGCUACACUCCCUCAGUGGAUGUGGAACAGGAGCCUCUGCCUACUGGGAGCAGGUGUCCCCUGACCCAACACCUAGUUCAGGCACCAGGGGAACAGCACUGAGACAGCACGAGGAUGGCCCCGUGAGCAAGGCCUUCCUCCUCCACACUGCGUGGCAGGAGCACUCAACACCUCUGGGACAGUGCCCGGUGGAAACACGUGUGGAAACCCGCUCUGUACCUCCAUGUGGUCUGCAGAGUGUGGUAGGGAGUCCAUUCUCACUUCCCCUCGAGGACUAUAGCCUCCUCCAGUGGCACUAGGUCUGGGCAGAGAGCCAAAGCCUCCUGUACUUAUUCUUUAUGAAGUUGGGGUGUGGGGAGGCUUCUUGGGUGCCAUGUCUCCUAAGUCCUCGUGUGCUUGGCUCUGAGCACAACCUAUGAAGUGGCAAAAUGGCAGGUGCAGAAUUGGCAGAGUGGGGAGGCAGCAGGUCCCUAGUGCGUCUCUGCACCUUGGGGCACAGGGCAGGGGUGUAUGCAGGUUGUGGUCAGUCAGCAGACACUGGGGGUGGGGGUGUUCCUGCUUGGCUCCUCCAGGCAAAGGGCCCAGACUCAGGUCACUCGUGUGUGGCCAGAGGCCCCUCCCAGGUGUUCCCUUCCAUGAGGGCUGGCAGUACAAGAGCCCAGCAGCGCAUGGCCCAGUGGGUCGCAUAGAGGCAGGAAGUGGCUGGCGGAGCAUGCCCUGGCAAUUGUUUCCUUUCACAUAGUCUUCAAACAUUGAGCAAACUGAUGGCCAUGUGGGCGCUGAAGU